This is a messenger RNA of Epithele typhae, 1434 nucleotides long. RefSeq lists its product as uncharacterized. The record is from RefSeq and is a predicted model, not a curated record. Bases 1 to 1434 code for a protein of 477 amino acids. NCBI's taxonomy places the organism in Eukaryota, Fungi, Basidiomycota, Agaricomycetes, Polyporales, Epitheliaceae. The transcript is spliced from 5 exons.
AUGGCUUUGCAGCUCUUUGUUCGCGAUUGCCUGCAUCUCUUGAGAGCCUAUACUUGCUGCUCCGGAUAUGAAGGCUGGGACAGCACCGAGGCAGUCACCACACGAGACGAAGCGGCGUACAGGAACAGUUGCAAAGAAGUAUCUUCGAGGGAACAGCGCACCGCCGGCCAUCAUGAAAUUGCCAGGAGAACUCCUUAUGAUCUUUCACUACGUUCUCUCAGCUACCGAACUCCGUCCAACACCUUCCGCUCGAGCAUGGCGACAUCCGGUCACCCACAUAGCAACGCAUUUCCGAACUUGGAAGCUCUCGCAAUGGUGGGACACUGGAGCUGCACGUUCCCAGAAAACGGCUUUCCGCGACUAACCCACCUCUUUCUGGAUUGCGCCACCGCCAAGGAUGUGUUCGACCUCGAUGCGCUCUUCGCGCUUCUUGCGCGUACAUCGGUCCUGCAGUCACUGCACCUUUGCCACAGAAUCGCACAGAAGGCACCCACCUCCGAACAACCCCCGAUCCCGCUUCUUCACCUCACAUCGCUCGCGCUCGCGCAGUGGGAUGUCUUCGGAGUUUGCACUUUCCUCGGACACCUCCUUCCAGAAGCCCCCUUCCACACGUUCGUCCAAGCCAACAUGUCCACCAACAGCUACGACCAAUACUACGUCCACCCCAUGCUCCAUUUACUCCACCCCUUCCUCCCGGCUCUGUCCGUCUUUGGGCAUGCCUGUAUAAUCAUCCAGGAUACCGGAAAGGACGCGGGUUUCUUGCUUGAGAGUCACGGACAGGAGCAGGGCCCAACGAUUCUUCUCGACAUGUUUGACGGCGAGGUUCCGCGACGCCAUCAUGCCCUUCUUCACAUUCCUCGCCGCCGCGGCCCCGUUCCGCUCCCCCGCCUCGAGGUCCUGGCCAUCUGCGCAAACUGCUGCACGCUCGAGGCCACGUCGCUCCUCGCCACGUCCCUCAAGGACGCCCUCGUCGCCCGCCGCGCCGCCCUGAAGCACCUCAUCGUGCGGCCGCUCCUCAACGCGUCCCCUCGGGCCGACGGCGAGUUCACGAGCAGGCCGCCGCGGACGGUGCCGUUCCGGACGCAGCUCCCCGUCUUCUUCGACGCCGGCCUCGACGCGCACGCCACGGAGUUCCACGUCCUCCCGCCGAUGGGGCGGGACGAGCCCUGCGACGAGUUCGGGCUCCUCUCCCUGCGGAACGCGGAAAAAAGUGACGAGCACGAGGUGCUGCUGGAGGUGCUGGACGGGAACGAGUCGCUGCCGGAGUCGGAGGGCUCCGAGGGGCGGAUCGUGCCGACGCGCUGGGAGGCCGCGACGGCGCGCGGAAAGGACGUGCGGGAGCGGUACUGGAGGUUCCUCCCGGAGGACGCGUUGCAGUGCGACUGCGACUGCGACCGCGUGUCGGCGUCGUCGGAUUCGGAGGGGUUCGACUGA